Pararge aegeria (speckled wood butterfly) is the source of this 3305-nucleotide messenger RNA. RefSeq names its product cell division control protein 45 homolog (gene Cdc45). Gene Ontology annotation, biological process: mitotic DNA replication preinitiation complex assembly; DNA replication initiation; double-strand break repair via break-induced replication. Gene Ontology annotation, cellular component: DNA replication preinitiation complex. Gene Ontology annotation, molecular function: single-stranded DNA binding; chromatin binding; DNA replication origin binding. The coding region runs from base 120 to 1739 and encodes 539 amino acids. The transcript is spliced from 10 exons. The record is from RefSeq and is a predicted model, not a curated record. Lineage: Eukaryota; Metazoa; Arthropoda; Insecta; Lepidoptera; Nymphalidae.
UUUAAAGAUUUGUUUGUCAAUUUUUUCGAGUUCUCGAGCAGGUGUUUUUCAGUUAAUUUUUUUUUGUAAAGCAUGGUUUAGACCAGAAUACUCUAGUUUUAUCACAAGGAACGAUUAAAAUGUUUAUAGAGGACAUCAGGAAUGACUUCUACAACGUUCUUUUGGGAAACCGAGUGCUGCUACUAGUUCACUACGACGUAGAUGCGGUAUGUGCUUGUAAGAUUCUACAGGAUUUAUUCAAAUGUGACAACAUCUCGUACACGCUAGUCCCAGUUGGUGGCAUUUCGGAGUUGAAGAGUGCUUACGAUGAAAACAAUGAGGAAGUGAAGUACGUCGUGCUAGUGAACUGCGGCGGGACCGUAGACUUGGUGGACAUCUUGCAGCCAGAGGAGCAUGUUGUGUUCUUUGUGUUGGACUCACAUAAGCCAACCGAUAUCUGUAAUGUGUAUAGCGAUGGCCAGGUGAGACUGGUGUACAAGGAUGAAGAGGAAAACAUUCCUAACUUUGAUGACAUCUUCAGAGAUGAUGAGGAAGAUGAAAACUCCGAGGAAUCGGAGGCCCGGCACGGUCUGGAGGCGGUGGUGGAGCGGCGCCGCGCGCGCAAGGCGUGGGAGGAGCGGCGCCAUACCCUCAUGUUCAACUACACGCAGUUUUCCUACCACGGGAAACCUAGCGCGUGCGUGGCGCUGGAGCUAGCGGCGCGCGCGUCCCGCUGCACCGCGGCGGCGCUGUGGGCGGCGGCCGUGGCCACGGCGGCGCACGCGGCCUUGCACUGCCGCUCGCCCGCGCGCUGCCUGCUGGACGCAGAGCCGCUGCACCGCUACGUGGCCGCGGCGCAGCGCAACACGCCAGACGACGACGCGCACCAGGGCGCGCGCGUGGUGGUGCAGAAGGACGCGUGGCUGCCGCUGUACCGCUGGUGGUCGCUGGAGGCCGCCAUCAGCCACGCGGCCGCGCUGGCGCCGCACCUGCGCCUGCACGCGCGCUCGGGCGCCGCGCGCCUGCGCCAGCUGCUGGCCGACAUGGGCUUCCCGCUGCAGCAGGCGCGGCAGGCCUACGGCGCCAUGGACGUGGAGCUGCGGCGCGCGCUGCUGCCGGCGCUGGAGGCGGCCGCGCCGCGCCUGCGCCUGCCCGCGCCCACGCGCGCCGCCUUCCUGCUGCGCCGCGCGCACGCGCCCGCGCUGGCCGCGCUCGACGCCGUGUACGCGCUCAUGGGCCUCAUCGAGAACGAGGAGACGCCGCGCGCGGAGGGCUUCCAGCAGGCGCUGGGCGCGCUGGCGACGGACGGCGAGCUCGAGCCGCUGCGGCGCGGCGUGGCGGCGGCGCGCCGCAGUCUGGAGGCCGUGGCGCGCGCGGUGCACGGCACGCUGGCGGCGCGCGCCGUCAUGCUGGCCGGCCCCUUCAACUACUUCAUCGUGCAGGAGGGCUCCCCGGAGGCGGCGGCGCUGCGCGGGCCGCUGUGGCUGGCGGAGGCGGCGCGCUGGGUGGGCGCCGCGCACGCGCACGCGCCGCGCCCGCUGCUCGCCAGCGCGCCCGCGCCGCACGGCCGCUGUCUGCUGCUAGGCCUGCCGCCGCGCUUCGACCAAGAGCCGCGCAACCUCUUCGGCGCCGCGUUCGAGCAGGCGGCGGCCAAGAGCGGCGCGUCCGUGUCGCUGGACUUCGUGGACUCUUCCAUCAUCAGUUUGCCGACCUCGCAGCGCGCACAGUUCCUGGACGCACUCACGGCGCUGCUGGCGUGAGGAGACCGGACCGGGCCGUGCCGAGGCCAGCACGCUCUACACACCACACUUAUAAUGUCAUACCCUCACUGCUGAAAUUUGGGCAUUGCAAUUUGAGCUUUAUAUAUCGUGGUCAACCCAUUACCGGCCCACUACAGCGCACGACAGCGUAAACGUCACUUUUGUAUUUUAAUUUUAUGCAAAAGCAGUGAUCGCGAGAUUUACGCCUGUAGUGACAUAUCACCCAGACUCCAGAGGGUCUCAUUCCAUAACUCCACGCUGGCCAAUUGCGUAUUGAUGGACUGAACACGCCUUUGAGAAGAUUAUAGAGAACUCUCAGUCAUGCAGGUUUCUUCGCGAUGUUUUAAAGCAAGUUAUAUUUUAGUUCAUUUAAACGCUCAAAACUUAUUAAAGUUAGAGAUAUGUGCUAGGAUUCAAGCUCAAGCCCCCGAAGCAAUGCCGAAGUCCACCUGUUGUGCCAGUAAUAUUAAUCGAGAGGACCACUACACACACGUUUCAUACACUUUAUGGCGCACUAACGCGGGUAAAUAAGUCGUAUUUUUUGUUAGAACGGUGUAAAAAUACGAAUGUUCCUGUGAACCACCUUUGGGAAUUUGAUGUUUUUCCUGGAACUUCAAUGUCUGACGAUUAUAAAUAGAAAAUAAUAUACAUUGAUGAGUUCAACAAAUCAAACAAUGAAGUUGAGUCAGUAUUCCCUUGUUAAAAAAUAUAACAUCACAUAAUGUGUGCCUUCUAGAGUUCUUCUGUCCAAAUCAUAUUGUUAAGGUAGGUUAAAUAUGAAUUGUUAUACUUAUUUUUAAUGUUGCUAUUUAAUAGACCCGAUACUCAUAUCAUAUUGAAAUCAUAACUACACAAGAAAUUACGUUUGUGACGUCGAAUUUUAUAUAUUUUUAUUACGUCCGAAAUUAAUAUAAUCAAUCCAGAAUCUUAACUGAAUUUGGGUAUUGCUAUUCUUUCCCUACUCCUGUAGAUAAGGAGAGAAAAAAAAAUUUGGAACUUAGCGCGACUUGCCACAAUUGCAGUUAUGAGUAUAUUACAAUUUGAAAGUAACAUAACCCACCACGCCGUAUCCCAGGCUAUUCAGGCAUACUAUUCGUUGGCAAUUCUCACUUCCAUCGUUUACAACUUACGCUUUCGUAUUAUGGUAGUUAAAUAUUAAGCAACCUGUUACUGAAAAAGGACUCAUAUUCGGUAGGGCUAAGUGAUCACUAGAAACUAAAUAAUUAAUUAAAUCGCAAUUAUUUUUUUAAGAUCUUGUGUCAAUAAAUAUUAGACAAUUACGAAGUCUGGUGUCCAUAUUAGUUGUAUUGUUUUGAUUGUGAAGUAAAAUAAUAAAGAAUUAUUGUAAUGUAGGUUAAUUAUUAUCAAUUAGAUGGAUUUAUUGUGUAAGCCUUUAAUUAAUUAUUAUUUAUUGACAUGUGCAUGGAAUAAGAGUAUGGAAUAAAAUGUACUUUAAGAAUUUGUAAUAUCUUUUUAUGAAACUUUUGUAACAUAAGUUACGCCCUGCAGUUUCGCCCCAAUUGAAAUUACCUUCCUCCAAUAAUUUUUAAAAAUAAAAUUUAAAAU